Molecule: messenger RNA, 1148 nt
Organism: [Candida] anglica
Lineage: Eukaryota; Fungi; Ascomycota; Pichiomycetes; Serinales; Debaryomycetaceae
Source: the annotation of a GenBank genome assembly
CAGCAAAAAUAAGUUGGAUGAUUCCAGAAUCAGGUUGGAUUUGUUAGGUGCCCUCAAUUGAUUGAAUAUAAAUAAGGAGUUUAUUUCACACCAAAUUUGCAAUUGUAGUUUGAAAUCAUCCAUAGAUUCUUUCUAUAAUUCAAAUUUAGCUCUUUUUUUCCCUUUAAAUUUUUACAAUGAUCCCACCAACUAUUGUUGACAAAGCCCUUGGUAGCUUCCCAAGAGAAUUGCAAACCAACCAAUUCAACUUAUCUGCUCCUCAACAAACAACUGAUGUCAAGUUUGGUGAUUGGGAAACAUUUAAAUUUGCACCCAUCAGAGAAUCCACUGUUUCUCGUGCUAUGACUAGACGUUAUUUUGCUGAUUUGGACAAGUACGCUGAAUCAGAUGUUGUAAUUGUUGGCGCUGGUUCAUCUGGGUUAUCUGCCGCAUACGUCUUGGCCAAGAACCGUCCAGAACUUAAGAUUGCCAUUAUUGAAGCCAGUGUUUCCCCAGGUGGUGGAUGUUGGUUAGGUGGUCAAUUAUUUUCCGCCAUGGUUUUGAGAAAGCCAGCCCAAUACUUCUUGGAUGAAUUGGAAAUUGAAUAUGAAGAUGAAGGUGACUACGUUGUUGUCAAGCAUGCAGCCUUGUUCAUGUCCACCUUAUUGGCAAAGGUUUUGGCCUUCCCUAACGUUAAAUUGUUCAAUGCUACUUGUGUUGAAGAUUUGAUCACUCGUAAGGAUGAAAGUGGUCAAAUUAGAGUUGCUGGUGUUGUUACCAAUUGGACUUUGGUUACCAUGCAUCAUGAUGACCACUCCUGUAUGGACCCAAACACAAUUAAUGCACCAGUUAUUUUGUCUACUACUGGUCAUGAUGGUCCAUUUGGUGCCUUUUCUGCCAAGAGAGCGGUAGCCAUUGGAGGUCUUGAAAAACUUGGUGGUAUGAGAGGAUUAGAUAUGAACGUUGCCGAAGAUCAUAUUGUCAAGGGUACCAGAGAGGUUGUCCCAGGUUUGGUUAUCGGAGGUAUGGAACUUUCUGAAGUUGAUGGUUCCAACAGAAUGGGUCCAACUUUUGGAGCCAUGGCUCUCUCAGGUGUCAAGGCUGCUGAAACUGUAUUGAACAUUUAUGAAGCUAGAAGAAAGCAAAAUGAAUACAACUAAAUAUAGUGA